AUGAUUGCAGUGAACCUAGUAGCUCGUGGAAAAGUCAAGCGGCAUUGUUUAACAUUUGGCGACGUUAUCGUGGCCUCGGCGUCGGAUCCUGAGCUUCGUGUGAAGGACGAGUGUAUGGUUAAUGCAGCUGAGAAUUAUCGCAGACAGACUGAUCAUACCUGUCACAAACACUGCACGGCCGAGCCCUCCACAACAGGCGACGAGAUCGGACAUUGUCAAAAGUGCAAGAAGUUCAACGUUGUGAACAAGUUUGUUCCUCUUGCGCAGCCAACGAUUGCCACCAAGAUCAAGAAGUCUCUUAUUAGCAAUCUUGGAAAUACUGCACUCACACAAAUGGCUCUCCUGUUCAUCUGUAGCUUAGCCAUGUUGAUGGGUUCCAUCGUCGUAGCUCAAAUUUCAGGCUCUGACUACAAAUACGAGAAGGACAACUGUAAAACUAAGUAUAACCGCGCCUACUAUUCUUACUGCAACCAAUCCGAUACAUCGAUGUUUGCUCAUGUUUCGGGUGGUUGGGGAGGCUUCAAUUCCUCCUUGGAGGCCGCUUCUCUAGCCCCCGACAAACUUUCAAGUGAAUUGCUGAGUUUUUGCAUCAGUAACGGAGCACAAUUCAUUUACUCGCUGCUUUAUUUGAUGCUGAUUUACAACAUCACAUUGAUAUGCCAGGAACGAGAUUGGGGGAACCUCGAAACACGCCGGCGUCAUCUACGCUGUACGAUUGUGAUCGGAGAAGCAUUCCGUGAAGACUAUCUCCUCCAGCUGCCAAAAUACGUCCUGUUCCCAAUCAUGGGAUAUAGUGUGCUCACACAUUGGAUGAUCGGCGAGGCUCUUCAAACGCAAGAAAGCGUCUGGCGCGACACCAAUGGCGAUCAUCCAAUCGAGCACUCAAAAUACGUCAUCGUCUACGCAGCGUAUCCCCUUUGGGGGGCGACUGUCUUGGUUCUCGUCAUGACUGGACUCUGCUGGUGGGCAUUUACGUAUCGGCGGGAGGGCUUCAUCCCUCAGAUGUUUGGUUCGCUUCGAGCUUGCUGCGCUGCGACCUCUGAGCUGGAUGAUUUUACUCCAGAAGGGAUUCAGUGGGGAGAUCUAGGCGCGGGCGAGAAGUUUCGGCACGCGGGUCUAUCGGCCGAACCUGUGGGCAAAAUCCAUCCAAAUGAACUAUACGCGGGUCGUGGUGGGCAGAGCGAGGAGGCGCCCGGGGGUGCGCGGAGGCGGGCGCACAACGAUUGA
Messenger RNA from Mytilinidion resinicola, 1227 nucleotides. RefSeq lists its product as uncharacterized. The record is from RefSeq and is a predicted model, not a curated record. Bases 1 to 1227 code for a protein of 408 amino acids. The transcript has 7 exons. NCBI's taxonomy places the organism in Eukaryota, Fungi, Ascomycota, Dothideomycetes, Mytilinidiales, Mytilinidiaceae.